Messenger RNA from Tuber melanosporum (Perigord truffle), 668 nucleotides. RefSeq lists its product as uncharacterized. Gene Ontology annotation, cellular component: RNA polymerase II, core complex; RNA polymerase III complex; RNA polymerase I complex. The record is from RefSeq and is a predicted model, not a curated record. The coding region runs from base 1 to 525 and encodes 174 amino acids. Gene Ontology annotation, biological process: DNA-templated transcription. The transcript has 3 exons. Lineage: Eukaryota; Fungi; Ascomycota; Pezizomycetes; Pezizales; Tuberaceae. Gene Ontology annotation, molecular function: DNA-directed RNA polymerase activity.
AUGUGCUUGCUCCCUUUCUUCUCCACAACCAACCUGUCACCCCAUCAGAACCUCUCCAGAACUCCGCUGAUCUCCGGCUCUACCAACACAAUGAGCGAGUCGAUUCUCUUUGAUUCCACAUUCCCUAUUACUGGGUUCGACCAGAAUAAAUACGACCGUGUCGCUCGCAUAUCUGGGGAGAGAGAGGAUCUAAAAUUCUCUCUUGAUAUCCACGUCGAGCUCUACCCGGUUGCCAUUGGCGAGACGGUUCAACUAUCCCUCGCAUCCACCUUAUCUCCCGAUGGCGCAAAAGAGGACCCAGCAGAGAGCAAAACCGGCUGGAAGGAGAACAAAGCAGCGGAGCCGAGCCUUGCUGACACCUAUGACUACGUUUGUCAUGGGAAGGUGUAUAGAUUCGAAGAGGGAAAUGGGGAGUUCAUCAAGGUAUACGCCUCCUUUGGGGGGUUGCUUCUUUUUCUUGAAGGCCCUCACAAGAAGCUGUCCUCAAUGAGACACGAGUAUGUCUACUUACUCAUGAAAAAGUAAACCAGACAUGUUUCUAAGCAAAAAAAGAAAAAAAGGAAGAAAAAAAACUGUAUACUAUCCAUCAUAGCACUCACUAGUCCACGGAGUCAUCGUGGCAAUCUCAAAUCACUACGGAGAAAAUACAGUCGUUUUUUCUCAGAAUA